Messenger RNA from Encephalitozoon hellem ATCC 50504, 1032 nucleotides. Its product is annotated as histone deacetylase. Lineage: Eukaryota; Fungi; Microsporidia; Unikaryonidae. The coding region runs from base 1 to 1032 and encodes 343 amino acids. The record is from RefSeq and is a predicted model, not a curated record. The transcript has a single exon. Gene Ontology annotation, molecular function: histone deacetylase activity.
AUGGCCAUUGCAUAUAUAUUCGACGAGGAGGUAGGACUGUUCCACUAUGGGCCUAGGCACCCUAUGAAACCAUUUAGAACAGUUCUUACGCACUCUCUAGUGAAGUCUUUUGGCCUCGACAAGAAGAUGACGAUAGUCAAGCCAGCAACAACCUCUUUGACAUACCACACAAAGGAGUAUCUGGAAAAUCUUGGGAAGAACGAAACGCCUGACUGCCCUGAUUUCAUCGGGCUCUCCAGAUUCUGUGAGCUAUAUGGGAGUGCUUCCAUAAACUCUGCAAUGAUCCUUGCAGAGGGAGAGUACAGUACUGUGAUCAACUGGAGCGGUGGGCUCCACCAUGCACACAAAAGCGUUCCAAGUGGAUUCUGCCAUGUAAACGAUAUUGUGAUGGCGAUUCUAGAGCUUCUGAAGACAUAUCAAAGAGUCAUGUACAUAGACAUAGAUGCCCACCAUGGAGAUGGGGUUGAGGAAGCGUUCCUUGAAUGCGACAGGGUUCUGACUCUUUCCCUGCAUAAGUAUGGAGACGGGUUUUUCCCCGAGACAGGGACUCUCAUUACGACGGGGCAUAAGGCUGUGAAUGUUCCGCUUCUAUCUGGAAUUGAUGAUGCAGGCUACAAGUACAUUUUCGAGCCGGUUGUGAAAUCCUGUGUCAGGAAGUUCCUACCCGAUGCAAUUGUGCUGCAGUGCGGCGCAGACUCCUUGGGGGAAGAUAGGCUGGGAUGCUUCAACCUCUCAAUAGAAGGCCAUGCGUCGUGUGUUCGGUUUGUUAGCUCGCUUGGGAUUCCUUUGCUCUGUCUUGGAGGAGGAGGAUAUACUCUGACUAAUGUUGCAAGGUGCUGGGCAUAUGAGACGGCUGUUUUAUGUGGAGAGGACCCCAUUGUUGACAUUCCCAAGGAGAAUCCCUUCUAUACAUACUUCAGUCCUACAUAUACCAUUAAUCCGGUGUUCAAAAGGAAGUAUGCCAAUAAGAACGAUAGGGAGUAUCUGGACAUGAUUAUGAGCUUUAUACUUGAUAAGGUGGAUAAGUUUUGA